GCCAUAUGAUUUUAACCCCACCGUUGAGAGCCAUGAUGGUCGCAUGUUAAGUCACCAUGGCCGCGCCUCUCACCAACGAUGAGUUUUUUACCAAGCUCUCGGAGCUCUUCGACAAGAACAGGUCCGAAACCCAAGGAUCUGUCUUCUUAACCCAGAAGCGCUUGACAUACUCAGCUCCCUCCGACACCUUCCCCGCGCAAGCCGACGCGGCAUCCUUCCCCGACCUUGCGCCCACACAACCCCUUACCCUCCUCAUACGGGCCACAGAUGGCAAGCACAAGUCCAAAGUGCGCCUCUCGACCAUUGUCACCGCAGAUGCCCUGGAGGGCUUUUUCAGCAGAUACGCCGAGGUGUGCAAGGCCGGCAUGUCGGGAUUGAAGAAGCGCGAUAGGAGUAAGGCGAAGGCGAGGCAAAAGGCGAAGAAGAAGGUGGUUGUCCCGGCGGGCGAGGAGAAGAAGUGAAGCUAGAGCAUAGAGGGUUGGCGUUGGAGGUAUAUGAAUAUAUGGAAUAGAUGGCCGGACGUACGUUUGGGUCAUUGUUUUUAAGAUGCAUCACUGGAGACGAGGUUUAUGAAUCCAAUGGACGUGAAUUAUUCUCCUAUGCGUGUAUACCGUUCUAUGAAAGCAAGCUCCACUGCUAAUAUCGAUACAACGUCAGUGAUAAUGCUGCGCCCGUCUUCCUCUUAGGCCCCUUUUCCAGCAGAAGCAGAACUUACUGCUGCUCUCGGAUUAGCUCUACAAUUCUGGACAAAAUAUCGAAAUUCAUAUCCUCCAUUAUUAUUAGCUUUCAGCGUUGGAUCGUGUUUCUAAUAUCCAGAGAAACCACUGUUAGCAUGCCACGAAUAUAAAACCAGACGUCACCUUUAUUUGGCAG
This is a messenger RNA of Pseudogymnoascus verrucosus, 873 nucleotides long. RefSeq lists its product as uncharacterized. Gene Ontology annotation, cellular component: signal recognition particle, endoplasmic reticulum targeting. Gene Ontology annotation, molecular function: 7S RNA binding; endoplasmic reticulum signal sequence receptor activity. The transcript is spliced from 3 exons. Lineage: Eukaryota; Fungi; Ascomycota; Leotiomycetes; Thelebolales; Thelebolaceae. The record is from RefSeq and is a predicted model, not a curated record. The coding region runs from base 57 to 461 and encodes 134 amino acids. Gene Ontology annotation, biological process: SRP-dependent cotranslational protein targeting to membrane.